AUGGUGUACGCCGCCAACUUGUCGAAUAACCUGGGCUGCGGCUGCGAAUUGAUGCGCGAACAUAUACCUCGGACGGAUAUCGUCUACGGGUUCGGAAAGGACCGAGUCUACGCGCGAGUCUUCAUCAACGUAAAUCAAUCAGUGCAUGCUCUGCAACAUGGCCAGACCCAUGUUGCGAAUGGCGACUCUUGGUCCGAUCGCAGCAAGCACGACGUCACCGUCGAAUGUCACCGUCGCUCCGGGAAGCGCUUUAAUGGCCUGGUUCUCGGGAAGGGCUUUAUGUCUCUUGAAGAAGACGCGGAAACGGUACCGCCGACCGCCGACCGCGAUAUUGACGAUGAUGUCGUGUACGUAGCUCUGCUGUCGUCGAAACCCGAGCUCAUCUGCCGCAUAGAGAUAACGGCGAUUUGGACGUCGUCUAUCUCCUUGAUACGAGAGAACGACCCCUUUUCCUCGAUCUUCAAGGCAAGGAUACAAGAGCGCGCGUACGCCUUUGCUAUAUAG
Messenger RNA from Schizophyllum commune H4-8, 504 nucleotides. RefSeq lists its product as uncharacterized. The record is from RefSeq and is a predicted model, not a curated record. Lineage: Eukaryota; Fungi; Basidiomycota; Agaricomycetes; Agaricales; Schizophyllaceae. The coding region runs from base 1 to 504 and encodes 167 amino acids. The transcript has 3 exons.